AUGCUAGAACCUCUAGAGCUUCGAUCGUAUCCAUCCUGCGACAACUGUCUGUCGUGGUCAGCAGAUGGCGAAAUUGCUGUUGCCAGUGGGGAAAUUGUCUAUGUCCUGUCCCCCAAGCCAAAUAGAGAAGAGAAGCAGCAGGAUCAGGCCGCUCAAAGGUCAAGUGGUGCGCAAUGGGACAUAUCCAAACUCAAAACCAAUGCUUUCACACUGGAUGAGCUGCCUCUUCUGCUCCCGGAGCCUGGUGCCACCUUUUCUAUCGGCGAGGAGCAAUCUAUGAGCCCUGCGAUCGCUGUAGCCUGGUCCGCUCCCCGUCUGGCUGCAUAUGGAAAAUGCAUGCUAGCUGUAUUAACUAGUAACCUAGCCUUAUCUCUCUGGCAGGCGGUGGACGGUGCUUCCAAAUGGAACAGAGCACUUGUUGUUAACCACGCGCUCAGGAAGUAUUUCAAGACCCUCACGGGUGAUAAUGGCCCUCUGUUACGGAGAAAACAAAGGAUUAGGGCGUUUUCCUGGAAUUAUUUCGCCCUGAAUAAGUUCAACGAUCCAGACUCUUGCCAUAAUAGUGGCAUAAAUUUCCUCGUCGUCAGCAAUGAUACCAAUGACAUAGUGAUUCUUAGGGUUACUGCACCCUCAUAUGGACAGAGUGCCAGUGCAGUUGUUCUUACUCAUUACUCUGCAUCUUCUGAAGGCAUCUGCCUUUCUCGGUCUAUAGAACAAGGCUCUAUGUUCUCAGGAUACACGGCAAAAAGGGCUACAAUAACACGUGUUUCCUCAAGCACUUGGCUGAAUAAACCAAUGCUAGGUGACCAUGGAGCUGCAGAUUUACGUAUCUGGUCCUCUCUAAUUGCCUUUAUGUUUGGAUCUGAGUUGGCUAUUCUACGCCUGGAUCUUGACACUAUUUCCAUGAACACUGAGAUUACGAUCAAACGAAUUGAGCUGCUUAACCUGGAGUGGACCCUUGACUAUACAACGACCGACCGUGAUAUAAAGGGUCCAUUACACUGGAUAGAAACUGCAGAGACCAGCCACAAUCUUGGGUUAGCAGCUGGUAUAAUAUGUGGAUUUGUUAUUUUGACAAUUCCCAAGAAUAUAUGGUCGGAAAGUAUUCUUAGGGUAGACAUUCACGAAGAAAAAUUCGACGCUUCACUUGCAAAAUGGCAUCCGAUUUCAGGCUUUACUUCUCGAGUGGGGGAUACAAGUAAUAGCAGUGACCUCUAUAUCUUGACAUUAUCCUCCUUGCAUCAACUUGAGUUUCCCAGCAUGAGAAGCAAGAAACAACCAUUAUCAAAUGGCAACGAAUUUUCACAAGACGAUUAUCUGAGAAGAAACGUUGAAGGUUGCAGGGAUCGAUUCGAUCUAGAUUAUGACUUAGGUGGUAUGUCAACAGCGAAGACUUGGGGCCUAUGCAGCCAUCGUGGAUGGAUAGCCACCUGCGCGACCUUUCAUCCUACGGAUAUGGUACAGCACACUACUUCUUCUCAGGAAAGGACAACAAUAUUCUUUGCCCCUCCAAGCCUAGAAAGAUCCGACCACACCGAACCAGGACUACCAUGGCAUAUGCCGGCCAUUACACCUACCAGCAUACAGCACUCCGCAGGCAAGGUUAUAGCUUUCACUUUGGCGAAUAAGCAGCCACAAUCUCCGGACGACCUAUGGUUGCGAAAGCUACUAUAUGCGGCUGCUUGCUCUACGGUAUUUCAUUCGGCCUUGGAAUCAUCUUCUCUUGCAAAGGAAGUACUACAAGAUUUAGCCCGCGAGUCUAGCAUAGACCUAGGUUUAGAAAUAUCCAUGCUAGAGGAUCUCGCAGAAGGAUCGGACAAACUGAAAGCUGUUACAAUACCACCGAAAUCAACAGAGCAACUCGAAAGCAACGGAGCAGGCGUAUACGAACAGUGCGAUAUCUGUGGCGGCGGGAUUGAAUGGUUUUCUCCAGUAGAGUCACAAUGUGUGGGAGGUCACUUAUUUGCUCGGUGUGCGUUGACAUUCUUGUCCAUCCAGAACCCAUCCAUUUCAAAGAGAUGCUGUAGAUGUGGAAGGGAGUGCCUGGAUAACACUAGUGAAGCGAUGGGUAUCGAAGGUACCAAAGGGCUACUGGCAAAACUCCUUGAACGGUUUGAUGAAUGCCCUUACUGUGGAGGCAAGUUUAAGGCAUAA
This is a messenger RNA of Trichophyton benhamiae CBS 112371, 2154 nucleotides long. RefSeq lists its product as uncharacterized. Gene Ontology annotation, cellular component: transcription factor TFIIIC complex. Gene Ontology annotation, biological process: transcription initiation at RNA polymerase III promoter. Lineage: Eukaryota; Fungi; Ascomycota; Eurotiomycetes; Onygenales; Arthrodermataceae. The transcript has 5 exons. The record is from RefSeq and is a predicted model, not a curated record. Bases 1 to 2154 code for a protein of 717 amino acids. Gene Ontology annotation, molecular function: histone acetyltransferase activity.